AUGUCAUUCACGAGGACUCUACUUUCCACAGCCUUGCUGUUGACCACCGCCAGAGCAGAUUGGUCUGGGUUUGGAGGCCGAAAUGGCAACGGCGGCUACCCGUGGUCCAACGGCGACGAUGAUGGUGGUGACGGUGGCUCCUCAUCGUCCGGCAGCUCUACAUUCGGUCAGGGCUCUGUCUUCAGCUCCGCGGGUCAAUUCGACAGAGCCACACAUAUCCUCAUCGCCCACGCGGUCCUGGCGUCGCUGGUCUGGGUACUCUUCAUCCCGUCCCUCGCCAUUCUCCUCCGGCUGAACAUCAAGAACCCCAUCGUGUUGCGGAUCCACGCCGUCGGCCAGGUCCUCAGCUACGUGCUCUACAUUGCUGCGGCUGGAAUGGGCAUCUGGCUCGCAGAGCAAUUCAAGGACUUCGGCGUCUGGGACGACCCUCACCCUCGUAUGGGGUUGGCGGUCCUUGCCCUUGCCUUCUUCCAGCCCGUCUUCGGCUACAUCCACCACCGCAUCUAUAAGAAACGCGCCCUCAAAGUCGAAGCCGGCCAACCCACCAAAGCGCCCGGGAGGACACCGGCAGGCCGUGCCCAUCUCUGGCUCGGCCGCAUACUCAUCGUGCUGGGAAUCGUCACGGGUGGCCUCGGCAUCAAGCUGGCAUCCGAAAGUCCGCUCCAGACAGACUCGCAGAGCAGGACGGCCAAAAUCGCAUAUGCGGUCGUUGCCGCCGUCAUGUUUGCCUUGUACCUAUUCUUUGUGGUCGCUUUCGAGAUCCGUCGAGCGCGCCAAGUCGGUCAGGAUCGACAGACCAGAGCAGACGCCGCGGCUAGGAAAGAGACGGGUGCCCUACCGACAUACGACGAAAGUGAAGAGUCAGUUGGACGGUCGACUCGAUACCGAUAG
Molecule: messenger RNA, 891 nt
Organism: Exophiala spinifera
Lineage: Eukaryota; Fungi; Ascomycota; Eurotiomycetes; Chaetothyriales; Herpotrichiellaceae
Exons: 1
Coding region: 1-891 (296 amino acids)
Source: RefSeq, a predicted model, not a curated record